Recurvomyces mirabilis is the source of this 834-nucleotide messenger RNA. RefSeq lists its product as uncharacterized. The transcript is spliced from 2 exons. Bases 1 to 834 code for a protein of 277 amino acids. The record is from RefSeq and is a predicted model, not a curated record. Lineage: Eukaryota; Fungi; Ascomycota; Dothideomycetes; Mycosphaerellales; Teratosphaeriaceae.
AUGGCUGACAACACCGACCCUCGAGCGGAGUACAAGGACUUCUACACCGAGGACCUAAACCUGACGGACAGCACCAAGAAUGUCCUGAUCAAUUAUAGCAAGAUCCCGGCAGACAAGCUUGAACGUCAUGUCAAACAGAUUCGAGAAAAGGCAUGGGCAAUCCAUCCAUAUCCAUGCAUAGGCAUGUUUCGCUUCAUUCAACUCGCAAUCGGCCAACACGCACUCUACAAAAAGGAGAUCCUGCCACGAAUGCUGACGGGACAACAAAACUAUCUCGACCUCGGCUGUGCAUUUGCCCAAGACGUCCGCCGUCUCGUUGCUGACGGCGUGCCGAGUGAUCACUGCUAUGGAUCUGAUUUGCGGUUGGACUUCCUAGAGCUGGGCUACGAAUUAUUCAACGAUCGGGGCUCGUUGAAAAGCAGAUUCAUCGAAGCUGAUAUCUUCGAUGCUGAUAGUCCGUUGAAGGAGCUGUAUGGUACGAUCGAUAUCAUGGAUGCUUCAUCUUUCUUCCACCUCUUUAGUUACGACGAGCAGAAAGCCGUGGCGAGGUCGACGAUCAAGCUCCUACGUCCUCAGAAGGAUAGUCUGGUUGUUGGACGACAAGUAGGCGUUGAUGAACCAGGCGACUAUACUCGACGGCUGGGCACGGGAUCAAUGUAUCGACACAAUAUCGAUUCGUGGCGGAAGAUGUGGGACGAGGUUGGCGGAGAAGUUGGAGUGAAGUUCCAUAUUGAUGGUGUUUUGAGGGAGGUUGACCUGAGUUCAAGGAAGCAUGUACCUUCCGGCCCGCGGACUGGGAAGAUGAUGGAAUUCAGUGUCAGGAGGCUUGGGUAG